AUGGCCUCCCAAGCACAGAACAUCUACGACGACCCCGGCUUUUUCAGCGCCUACAGCACCCUCCCGCGCUCACAAGGCGGCCUAGAGUCAGCUCCAGAAUGGCCAGUUCUCGAAGCAAUGAUCACCAAGGUACUUACCCAACAACCAGGGCAUGAAGCCAAGGACGACAAAAGACUUACUGGUCAAUCUGUCCUCGAUCUCGGUUGCGGGUAUGGUUGGUUCUCCCGGUGGGCGCGGUCGAGAGGAGCCUCCAAAAUCCGAGCGACCGACAUCUCCACGAAAAUGAUCGAGCGCGCUAAGGAAUUCGAGCGCAUCCGUGACAACAACCAAUGCGAUAUCAUGUUCGAAAGGGCAAAUCUGGAGGAACUUACCUUCGGUCACGGCGACGACCGCGGUACCUAUGAUCUCGUCUACAGCUCCCUGACAUUCCACUACAUCGAGGAUCUCUCGAGGCUCCUUGGCGAAAUCAGAGCUGCUCUGAAACAAGGAGGGAAUCUGGUGUUCUCGGUCGAGCAUCCGAUUUGCUCUGCGCCUAUAAUUCCCGGGCCAGACUGGAAGACAUUGCAAGAAGGAGACGCUGAGCACAAGGUGUGGCCGUUGAAUUCGUAUAGUGAAGAGGGAUGGAGGUAUACCAGCUGGCUUGGGGUGAAAGGUGUGAAGAAGUAUCAUCGGACCGUUGAAACUUACGUUUCCUUGCUGUUGGAGAAUGGGUUCGUUCUGACGGGCCUGAAGGACUGGGUUCCAUCGACGGAGUCUGUUUCCGAGCACCCUGAAUGGGCUCAGGAGAGGCAUCGGCCUUACUUCCUUUUGAUCUCUGCAAAGACUCUGUGA
Molecule: messenger RNA, 831 nt
Organism: Penicillium argentinense
Lineage: Eukaryota; Fungi; Ascomycota; Eurotiomycetes; Eurotiales; Aspergillaceae
Product: class I SAM-dependent methyltransferase
Exons: 1
Coding region: 1-831 (276 amino acids)
Molecular function (GO): S-adenosylmethionine-dependent methyltransferase activity
Source: RefSeq, a predicted model, not a curated record